Oncorhynchus kisutch (coho salmon) is the source of this 9587-nucleotide messenger RNA. Its product is annotated as AT-rich interactive domain-containing protein 3B. The transcript has 14 exons. The record is from RefSeq and is a predicted model, not a curated record. Gene Ontology annotation, molecular function: DNA binding. Lineage: Eukaryota; Metazoa; Chordata; Actinopteri; Salmoniformes; Salmonidae. The coding region runs from base 4134 to 5978 and encodes 614 amino acids. Gene Ontology annotation, biological process: regulation of transcription by RNA polymerase II. Gene Ontology annotation, cellular component: nucleus.
CUUCUGAUGUCAUGGGGAAGGAAGGACGAUGAAAGUAGUCCAAGGCUUCUGUUGACAGGAAGCGGAAGUGGUCCUUAGACUAGCUAGCAGGAGGAAAAGACAGCAGCGAUAAGACAUCCUUUCAUGGAUGGUUGGAAAUACAGUCGACAUGCCUGUUUUAGCGUAUAAAGCGUGAACAUUCCCACCAACAUGAACAACAUUAUGGAGGAACAGGAGAGGGUUACUCUCCUUGCUGCUGUGCCCGAAUCCCAAGUUUUGACGCCGGGUCCGGGCGAUGGCAGCAGCUCAAGACCAAGGGCUACUACAGAUGGGGGCAUCAGACCUUUGGAGAAGAGGGGACCCUACAUCAUGUCCAAAGCCCCAGCCAUUCACAUGAAACUACAGAAACACCGUGAGAUGGCCCGUAAAGCAAUGAAGAAAAAAGGCCUUACCUCAGGGGGUCCAGUGAUGCAACAGCCCAGGCAAGGAGGAAAGAGAAGUGUGAAGUUCAACAAAGGCUAUGCUGCUUUGAGUCAGCAUGCUGAAGAGACACUGGUAGCAUUGGAUUCAGACAGGUAAAGGUAAACUACACACAUAUGGCGCCGAAUGUUGAUCUGCCAAUCGUUCGGCGCGCUGGGAUUUAGGGACCACACCCUGGUGGAUGUCUGACAGUGCAAAUUAUGGUCUCUGUUCAGAGGUGCUAAGUACUCUCUCUGGCAAACACUAUUGGCAAGGCACUACUUAAUGCAGACAGGGUCUUUAGAGAUUGUUUUUUAUUUAACCAGGCAAGUCAGAACAAAUUCUUAUUAACAAUGACGGCCUACCUCGGCCAAACCCGGACGACGCUGGGCCAAUUGUGUGCCGCCCUAUGGGACUCCCAAUCACAGCUGGAUGUGAUUCAGCCUGGAAUCGAAUCAGGGUCUGUGGUGAUGCCUUUGUCACAUUGUCCAAAUCUGAGAUCGGAUUGAAUCCCAGCCUAAGAGUUUUCCUAAUGACAUUAUCUUGUCUUGACCUUGCAGUGAUGAUGAGCUAGAUGUCGAGCAGUAUUCCUCGGGAUAUUCUUCAGCCGAGGUACACCCAGACCUGAGCAGGCAGCUGCUGCAGGAUGGAUACCGGCUAGAUGAGAUCCCUGACGACGAGGACCUGGACCUCAUUCCCCCUAAAGCCAUGGGUUCCUCAGCCUGCUGCUGCGCUGAGGCCCCGUCGUGCUCCGUGCAGUGAGGAGGGCACUUAGUGCUGUGACCUGGCUGACCCUGCAGCUCUGUGUUUAAAGACUGGACCUCUGUUACCCUGACCUUAGCCACUGUUUAAGUCAAGGAAGGCCUCCUGUUACCCAAACCCUACCACUGUCUAAGCAUGGAACCCCCCUAACACUUUAAACGCCUAGCCACUGUUUUUGCAGUGCUCUCUACACCCUAACUAUGGACUGAAGUCAUCCUAAGCCUUAGCCACUGUCCAAGCAGGGCUCUCUGUCACCCCAAAGGUUGACCUCUGUGUUAUUUUGGAUCUAGAUGAAAUGCUAACCAUGCUACAGCCCCUCUGAAUAGACAGGUGCAGGGUGAUUCAUCUCUGGACAUGCACUAUACUCAUUCACCUGAUGGAGAAGGUCACUGUCUUGUUGUCCUCUUUGGCAUAUCUCUCCCAGGUCUAUUUAAACAUAGAACAUUGAUAUGCAUACAGCAAAUGUCCUAGAGCGGUUUGAACGCUAAAGUUUUUCCGCAAGCUUGUCUUGCUCCAAUUCCCUUUCAAAGUAAGCCCUUUGAAAACAAACCUGAACAUUCCCUAACUUUAGAUAUAUUGAUUGCCAUUUUUAAUACAUCUUCCUAAAAUUCCCUGUUUCUGUUGCAAAUCCUUGGUAUUAAUCUUGGGUCUAACCUCAAACCCUGCUCUGUGGCUUUGACACUACAUGGUUUACUUGUAUGUGAAUUAAUGCUUUAAAUUGUAUAGGGAAACUAGCACUUACUCAUGUCAGUCUGCCUUUCAAUGCUUUAAAAAAAAGGGUUAUGUUAAAGGGUUACAAAAUGGCACUGUUUUUACUGUAAUGUUACAGCAAUGAGAACUGGUCAAUCUUGUCAGGGUGUCACUGAGGUUAACUACUACCUCCUGACAAUGCUGUACACAAUAACCUACUUGAUCCUCUGCCUACUACAUAUAGUAGUUACUGGAUACUUACAGGGACGAUCUGAACAGACAAGUCACCUACCUGUUGUUACAUUUGGAUCACUCUCACUCGCAUGUCACUCAGCAAAUUGUAAAUUUACCCACCCGUAUGUUAGUAUUUUGGUAUCUUCUGAUUUUUAAAUGAAGCAGUACAUUGUCAGUACACUAAACAUUUUGAAGAAUUCUGUCUGUGUUGUCAGGCAUUAGAAUGGGUGAUUCUCAUCACUCGAGCCCUUACAUGUGUGGCUAAAGAUAAGUGUGUUUGCUAGUUGCUGUUUAUCAGUGCAGACUUAAUGUGGAAGUGUGUGUCAGUCUGGCGGUGUUUACACAAGCGACCCAAUUCUGAUAUUUUUUUCACUAAUUGGUCUUUUGACCAAUCACAUCAGCUUUGAAAAAGAGCUGCGGUGGAAAGUUCUGGCAUGAUUGGUCCAAAGACCAAUUUAGCAGAAAGAAUAUCAGAAUUGGGCUGCCUGUUUAAACGCAGCCAUUGAGUGCUUGACCUGUGUGCUAGAUAGAUAAACAUUGCACUCAACACCAACUGGUGCAGUCAGUACACUGCACUCGCCUAUACUAUGCAACUAAUGGGACAAUCUGCUUAAGUAUCCUAGUUAAAACAAUAUACCAAGUGUUACUGAGUGCUAAAUGUUUUUUUUUUAACUUGAGUUAUUAUGUAUAGGAAACUAUUUUUAUUUGAUUAUAAAGAUUGUUUUGCUAUAUUCAAUAUAAUUAAUAUGCACACGUCCUGUUGUAAUUUUCUUCUGGUUUGCUGGAGGGGAUGUUACACCAUUGAAAGUUAUUUUCACAGAAUUCAGAGUACUGUCAAUCUAAUCUCUGUCAAAUAUUUGUUAUGUAGAAGAGCUUGAAUGUACAGCAUUGAGGAUGCAGAAUAUGUUUAUGAUGAGUAUUCUGGUAUAUUGGAAAGACAUCUUGAUAAAAGCAGGUUGGUUACGUUAGAUCAGGGGUGUCAAACUGGGCUGUUGGUUUUUGUUUUAACCUUUCAGUUAAGACCUAGACAACCAGGUGAGGGUAGUUACUUACUAAUCAGUGACCUUAAUCCCACAAUCAAGUACAAGGGAGGAGCGAAAACCCACAGACAUUCUGCGCUCCGUGGAAUGAGUUUGACAUGUGGAAUAAAUAGAUCGUUAACUGAACAUAGAGACCACACAUACUGUGGGGCCAUAGUACCAGACCAUUUCCAUCCAUUUGGGGGCAGUAUUGAGUUGUCACAAUAUUAUUUCAUGGCGAUGGAAGUAGCUAACAGGCUGUCAUUACUUGCGUUACGUACAUGCAUCACUGUAUAAAUGUGUCUUUGUAGGCUAUUUUAUAGUUCACCGCUCAGCGGAGUAGUUUUUAUCUGGGAUUAUAAAUUGCAUUAGUACUGUACCUCAAUAGUUAUAUCAUUUUAGCUUUGCAUUAUCAAUGUUUGUCAAAAAUGUAGGGCCGGCUAAUUAUUCAACAGGCAAGUUAUCCACAUGUCAAAUGGAAUUGUAUUGAGGGAAAACGCCUGUCAGCAUAACGGCCACACGCGAUCUAUUAUGUACUAUUUAAUAGGCUCUAGUUUGCAUGGACGGACAAUGUUGCCAUUCUCAUAAAAUUGCCAUUCUCAUGAGAUUUGCAUACGCAUAGUAACUAUUCAGCCAACGCUGCGCUGGAACUCUGGAACUUGUUGCUGUCACUGGGCGGGCCCUAAUGAUGUUGUACGCCUAGACGGGGGGUGUAAUUCAAGUGAAGGAAAAUCGAGUCAAGGGAGUUACCUCAACGGCUAGUUUUUCGAGAUAUGAGAUCGGGCCAUAUUUCAUGUUCGUCUUUCUCUAAAUAAAAAAAAAAGAAGUGGCGAAAGAUACAAUUGAGAGUUACACAGCCAACAUUCUACCUAUCUGCUGGUGGACAAAUUUACCCCCCCCCCCCCCCCCGUGCAUGCACAAUUUCUCUGUGUUUACAAGUGAUUGAAACCGUGCCAGCGAAGAGGGAAAAGGAUAACCUAGGAAGGAGGGAUGGUGGACAAUUCCGGUAGCAGCAAGGCACAAAUGCCCAGCAUGUCACAGGAGAGUGGUCUGGGGGGUGUCUAUCCUCAGGCAGGCACUGCAGGAGGAAUGAAGCUGGAGGCUGUCAUGGAGCAGCUGCAGCGCCAGCAGCAGGCCAGGCUGGAGAUGGAGUGCAAAGAGAGGCGGCUCCGCGAGGCCCAUAUCAUGUAUGCCCAGCAGGUAGCAGCGCAGCAGGCCAUCCUGGCCGCGGCCCGGGCCUCUGGAGCUGGCUUCAUGGGCAAGGCCCUGGUUGGAGGUGCAGGGAUACCCAGAGGAGGCCCACUGUCCCGGGUAUCCAACCAGAGCAGUGUGGACUCAGAGAGGGAGGAUGAGGAGGACAGAGGCAGGGAUUCAGGGGAUGAUGAGGAGAUGAUGGAUGGAGACGAGGAAGAGGGAGGGGCUAGUGGUCUUGAGUACCUCCGCAAGCAGACACUGGCUCUACAACAGGGUGCCUCCCGCCUCCCUUCGCAUCCAUUUGGCAGUUACUCUACCUCGGGCCCCCAGCAGGUGCCAUUGCCACCUGUCAGGGUGAAGCAGGAGCCUGACGAGAGCCGCUCUCCUGCAGGGCCCCAUUCUGCCACCUCCCCCAACGGGCAGGCUGACUGGAAUAGCUUUGAGGAUCAGUUCAAACAGAAUGGGAGUGGUGCUUGGGCAGAUGAGAAUGACAGUGGAAGAGGAGGAAGAGGAGAGGCCUCCAGAGACUUUGCUAAGCUGUAUGAGCUUGACAGUGACCCCAACAGAAAGGAGUUCCUGGAUGACCUGUUCACCUACAUGCAGAAACGAGGGACUCCAGUGAACCGAAUCCCCAUCAUGGCCAAGCAGGUUCUGGACCUGUACAUGCUUUACAAGCUGGUGACGGAGAAGGGCGGCCUGGUGGAGGUCAUCAACAAGAAGAUCUGGAGAGAGAUCACCAAGGGCCUCAGCCUGCCCACCUCUAUCACCUCUGCUGCCUUCACCCUCCGCACACAGUACAUGAAGUACCUGUAUCCCUUUGAGUGUGAGAGGAAAGGUCUAAGUUCGCCAGGCGAGCUUCAGGCGGCCAUCGACAGUAACCGCCGGGAGGGCCGUCGCCCCAGCUACAGCAGCAGCCUCUUCCGCUUCUCCCCCAGCACAGCCCCUCACAUCCUCUCCCCUCCCAAGAUGCACCUGUCUGCACUGGGUGCCGGAGCCGCUGGGAGCCUCAAUGGCCUGCUGGCCUCACCCGUCCACUCUCUCAAAAAAGAAGAGGUCACCCCCUCCAUGAUGGCAGCGGCUCGUGGUACCUCCAUGUCCCUGUCGCUGGGGCAGCAGCAGGUGGCAGGGCUGGCGCGGGCUGCCACUCUGGAGCAGCUGAGGGAGAAGCUGGAGACUGGCGAGGGCCCUGAGAGGAAGAUGGCACGCCUGGCAGAGGAGCAGCAGCAGCGUCUGAUGCAGCAGGCCUUCCAACACAACCUGCUUGCCAUGGCCUCCCAGGUCCCCAUGAACCUGCGCCUGGGCAACAGCACCACCGCUAGAGUGGGUUAUGCAGAUGUAUGCUGCAAGACACCCACAAGGAAAUAUGAGAAGCAGCAGGACAUGGCUCUGAGCAUCUCCACCAAUGGAUCUGCUAGCAUCAGUGUGUCUGUGGAGGUCAACGGCACACUCUAUUCAGGAACCCUGUUUGCACAGAAGUCAGGCGCACCAGGGACUAGCGUGUCCACUGCAGCAACAGUGCCCUCUGCUGGACCCAGCGCUGGGUUUGGGUUCGUCACCUCUGCCCACAGCCACAGUCCCAGCUCUUCCUCUUCUUCCAAGGGGCCUUGCUCAGCCGAGCCCUCCACCAGUGGCUCCCCUUAGCUCAGGCCGCCCUACAACCCACUCUCUAGGCUUUUCAUCAACACCGAGGCCUAGCAUGAAUACAGUACAUUGAUAAAUCGAUAAGAAAAAAAGAAACUGGUGCACAACAAAUACCUCAUUGCUCCUGUCAACCUUGGCUACCCGUUUAUGAAUACACAAUUCACACACCCAAUUACAUCUCAAGAGAACAUGAACACACACACACCUAUGCAUUUCACAGACACCCAGCACACAGACACUCUUAUCCCAAACACAUGCUAAACACAAUCAGAGCUCAGCCAAAACCCACUGACAGGUGUUCACAACUGAACUUGAAGAGUUUUAUUUUGUUUGUUUGUUGGCUUUUUGUUUUUUUUAUUUUAGUUUUUUCGAAUUAAUAUUAUUAUUAUUAUUAAUACUAUUUUUUUAGUUAUCUUUUUACAUACCUCAAAUCAAGUAACCUGCAGUGGUAUCUUUACCUCAGGAGCUGUAGUAUACUUCCCCUGAAUUAACUUUAUUUUUGUAUCCUUUUUGAUCUUGUUGAAAUCAGGGGAAUUUCUGGGAAUUUCACAACGGAACCUCACUCACCUCAGCACACCACCUACUCAUUCAUACAGUAACCCUAUCACACCGCUCGAGUUGCCAUGACGACGGGCCGUAGCCUUUUUGCUUCUGAGUGCACUACUUUAUUGAUCCUACAGAUAGCCAUGUAAUACCUCAUAUACAGUAGUCACUCCCACAAUCAAUACCAGGGAGUCACCCCCUCAUUCAGCCUAUUUGGAAUGAUGUACUUAAUCUUCAAUCUAACACAAGAAACUGAUGGGCAAUGUGUCUAAAGGGCUUUGAGGAUCAGAAUUAGCUUUGGAUAUAUUUUCACACACGGUAUGAGGUCAUAAGAACUGACUGAUCCGUCUAUCUGUUUAGGACUAGCAAGCCCCAAGCUCACCACCCCGGAUCUAUCUAAUAAUCAGAAAGGUAGUGAAGGUGUUCUAGUCCCUGCUCUGGGAUCAGUGUGUGUCCCUAGUUCAAUUCAACAGAGAGGAGAGACAAAUCACCCAUCAAUGGUUUUCCUCCAACACUGGCAGACCAGACCUGAAGUGUUCUAACCACAUACCUUUUCAAACCUCAUAUUCACCUCUCCGUGUGGGAGAGGGCCCUUUCUCAGGAAGCACAGUGAAGUCUCUUAUUAUGGACUCGCUUUGUCAUUUAAAAAAGGAUUCCACCGAAAGAAUGCGCAAGUCUAACAGACUGUCUUCAAAGAAUACCUCAGACUCUCUAGAAGGAGACAUACACUACAUACCUCAUUGCUGCAAAGCCAGCGUGACUUGACCUGGUGGUUUGAGUCCCUGCGACGAGCAACGGUCCACAGGAGUGGACUCCUCCCGAAUGCUGGACUACAAACGUAGACUUGACUACUGGGUUUUCUUGGGGACACAUUAUUAUACCAAGCUGAACUGGGAUGGGCUUGCUCUCCUCCGGUUUUCUCUGUAUUUGUUUGGUUUACUUCAUACUGCAUUUUAUGAGACAAAACCUAUUUAAGAGUAUUGCUCUGCAUGUGUACAAUCAGGUGGCCAGUAUUUUACACCGUAAUCCUCUGCUGUGUGGUAGCCUCUGGCCGUUGCACAGCUGAAUACCAAAGACUAGCCCUGUCUCCUGCCCAGGCUGUUAUGGGCUAGCUGCUGUGGGUUAGCUGAAUAGGCUAGCUGAACCACUAGGUAGGAUACAGUGGAGUAAAGAAUGGGUUCUAUGCUAGCCCAUCUUCUAUAGUCCAUACUGUUAAAGUUGUCAGCUCUGGUCAUGUUGCUUUCCUUAGCUUCUUAAUCAGACAUUUGCCUACCUGUGAUUGAGUCUUGGGCCCGGUAUGGUUCUGCCUGGCAUGGGCACCCAUCACCUGACAUACCAGGGAUAUACCUCAGUGAGUUAUGCUGCAGUGAACAGUGCAUGAUACACAAGGCCCUUUGGCCUAAUCUCUACAUUGAAUAAGACAGAAAGGGUAGCUGUUUUGACAACUGGUUUCUGUCUCAAUUCAAAGUUCAGGCCUCCCAAAUUUCUCAGACACAUCCACAGUUAGAGUAUUUCCAUUCUCAAACUGUUCAGGUAAUUACUCUGCAUUUUUAAUAGAACAUGAUUUGAAUGAAAUUAAUUUCUAGCAUUAUCUGUGAGGCAUUUAACUGUUUCUAAACCUUUCACCCCUGAUCUCCUGUAAUCUCUGAGGUGGGCAGCCCUGUUGCUUUUAGUAAGCUGUGUUUUAGCUGUUAUUUGUUGGCUUUUGUGGACUUUUUGUGGCGCAGACCACCGACCAGGAUUACAGGACCACCACAACAUAUAUACAAUGACUAAAGAGACACCUGCAAUCGUGAUGAAAUAUUAUGUCCACAUUUAAUAAAGGUGAAAGAUGUAGUUGCUGCCUUAAAAUCAGCUGUGAGAGAACAGUGAACCUUUCAGGACUCUGCUAGGAAUGACUGUUUUAUCUUCAAGCUUAAUCCUUUGAAGAGUAAAUGAUCUUUAUGAAUUCAGUCAGGCAUUAAGACAUUCAUAAAUCAUGUUAUUGGUUUCAAAACCAAGGUAUGCUAUUUAUUUGUGUAGACUUUUCUUCUUCUGAUGGACCGAAUUAGCUUGAUCACUUAGGUGGUGUCACAAAAACCCUUUUUCGUUUCUCUCGUUUUAGAAACGGACAUUUCUGUUUUUUUCCAAUCAGUCUAGUCAAUGACUGUCUGACAUUGUAUCCUUACAGCCUUUGCAUGAGAGAGGGGGAGUGUGUGUAUGAGUGUGAGAGCAAGUUCAGAAUAUGCUAGAGGAGGGUGUGUAACAACCAUGUAAUGCCACGUAGGAGACUGCAGGUGGUGCUGUUCUCUAAAACCACACCAUGACAAGGGUGGGAAACAAGUUAGAACCACAUUUACUGGGAAUUCAGUUUACAGCUCAGGCUUAUGUGGGCUACAAUUGUUGGUGUGUGUGUGAGAGAGCUCUUGAAGACCCCCUACCUCUUACCUCGGGGCAUUGGGCUGCUGUCAUUGUUGCAUUUGAUAUUGAAGUUAUGCAAUUGGCAUGUAUACUGAGGGACACAUCCAAAUCUUGGACGACCCAAAAAUCUGUCUCUACUGACUUGCUAAAUGCUAUUUUAGACUGGUUCGGUUUUUGUCGCUUUUUGAUUUUUGUCAUCAGUUGCAGGCAAGGUCACAUCACUCAAGAAACUGUGAAGUUGAAAGUCUGCAGAACCUUGUCCCUGGGAUGGUUUGGAUUUUAUUAGAUUUUUUAUUAUUUAAAUCUAACCUGAUCUGUGUAAUACAAGUGCAUAUGCAAGUGGUUAUUGAAUACCUCAUUUAUCAAUUCUAUGUUGUUUUUGGCUUGUACAAUGCUCCGUAUAUAAAUCUGUGAGGUUUGUGCAUAUUUUUGUACUGUUAUUAUUAUUAUGGACAUGGUAAUGAUAUUAUAGUUUUCUCUUUUGAUUAAAACAAAAUUGGGACAACGUAAAUGCUUGUAAAACUGGUUUGUGCUGAUUGUAUUUAAAAGAGGAGCACUUUUCCAAAGUGAUUUUGACAUUCAGUUUUGUUCACAUUAGUAAUAUAAAGAUAUGGUUCUCAGGGCUUUAAACUUGUAUGUCAUGAUAAAGUUUUACUUUAUAUCUUA